Colletotrichum godetiae is the source of this 1431-nucleotide messenger RNA. Its product is annotated as retinol dehydrogenase 12. The record is from RefSeq and is a predicted model, not a curated record. NCBI's taxonomy places the organism in Eukaryota, Fungi, Ascomycota, Sordariomycetes, Glomerellales, Glomerellaceae. Bases 119 to 1138 code for a protein of 339 amino acids. The transcript has 2 exons.
UAUAUCAAACGUCGACGUCGCCUUUCGAGCUCUUCCAAGCUUAUUUCCAGAAACAGACGCCACGACUAUUGCCAAAACCUUUACCUAGCUUAUCCUCUCUGUCUUUCAAUCGCCCAAAAUGUCCAAUGAGUUGGCUAGUCAGGCGGGCUGGGAAGCCAACCCGCUAUCCUUCCUGUAUCGUCAGGCCGUCAUUACACCAGCCGAGAUCCCGGAAGAAUUCGACCUAUCUGAUUGCACUCUCAUCAUGACGGGUGCUAGCAGUGGUCUCGGUCUCGAAGCUAGCCGCCAAUUCCUCGAGCGCUCACUUGGUCGCCUUAUCAUGGGAGUCCGAAACACAUCAAAGGGGGAAGCGCUCGCCGAAGGCCUACGGCGGGAAUUCCCCAUGGCGCAGAUCCAAGUAUGGCACCUCGAAAUGGAGUCAUACGAGAGCGUCAGGAACUUUGUCGCACGGUGCAAGAAAGAGUUGACGCGGAUCGACAUCGUCAUCCUCAACGCUGCGGUGGUGGCGCAGAAUUUUAUGCUGUCGCGGGAGGGCCACGAGCUGAUGCUCCAGGUCAACUUCCUCUCCACAACAUUACUAGCCCUUCUUCUACUCCCAGUCAUGAAACAGAAGAAGCCAGCGGGAGAUCAGGCGAGGCUCGUUAUCGUCAGCUCGGACUUCACAUAUUGGCACACGCCAGAGGAGGACAUGGUGACAGGUUCCAUGUUCAAGCCGGCUGACAAGGAAUACCUGUGGGAAUCGGGAAAGAAUUACCAGCAGUCCAAAUUUCUGGGCCAGCUUUUUGUAGCCAAGUUGGCGACCUACGUCAACCCAAACCAGAUCAUUGUCAAUCUUGCCAACUCGGGCCUCACCAGCGGCACCAAUAUCGUUAAGCCAGCAAGCGAGUCUUUCUUCAUGGGCCUCAUGAAGAAGACCAUUGGUCGAAGCGUGGAAGUCGGCGCUAGAAGCUAUCUUGAUGCGGCGAUAGUGAAGGGCAGGGAGAGUCAUGGGAGCUUUACCUCGGACGGACUUAUCAAGCCAUGGCCGGCUGUGAUGUACACAUCUGAGGGAAAUGGUCUCAAGGAGAGGAUAUGGGCAGAGACGAAGAAGGAGCCUGGGUUUGCAGAGGCCUUUGCAGAGGUUGAAAAGGGUCUAUGAAUAUGCAAAGUUGCGAAGUGCGUAAAUUUACUUACGCACCGAGGAAAAAGACGUGUACGAAUGACUGCAGAGGCUAGGUAAUUUUCGGUGAAAUUCAUAAAGAGGGUACGAUAUUGAGGGCGGCGCAUGUGGGCAUGGCGUUAUCGAGCGGACAUAGCUUAGCCCAAGGGGCAGAAACAGGAUGAAUCAAAUCAACACUCAACCCAGCCAAUAUGCGACGACCGCGAUAUGUCUUUGUACUUAUCUACCUCGAUUGAGAGGCGGCAGGAGAUGUGCAUAAAAUAAUACAAGCC